CUCUUGUGUUUACUCUCGUGUGAUCGGCCUCCGUAGACGCGGAACUUUAGCGGAGAAAGUGAGCACGGCACUUAUUCAAGGAUAAUCGGAGGUAAAUCUACACCAUUUGCCGGAGGUAUAACCCGUGCAGGACUUUAUUUGGCAUCGCCGGGAGUAUAAAAUAUGUACCGCUUGCGGGCACUGACAGCUGCCACCGUCGGUAUGGUGCAGUUGUCAAGACGGCAUCACAGCGGUGCGUUCCGUUCCCAUCAGCGGCGUAGAGUGAUGCUGGCCGCCCUGGCAGGAGUGACGGGCAUCACGGCCAGUGCUGGACUAAUGUGGACGAGAGCAUACGCUGAGGCGGGGUCUUCAGUCAAGCAUGAUAAACAGAUGCGGGAGGAGGAGACUGUUGACGAUAUGGUAGCAGAGGAGGCGGAGCCAGAAAACGCAAUCGAGUCGAGUAGCGGGGAGGAGGACGAGGAGGCGGGAUCAGAAGGGAAGAAGAAGAAACCGAGAAUCGGCUUCCGUGACCGCAAGGUGAUGGAGUAUGAGAACAGGAUCAGGGCUUAUUCCACCCCAGACAAGAUAUUUCGCUACUUCGCCACGCUGAAGAUCAUCCAUGAGCACGGAGAGGUGGAAGUGUACAUGACACCACAGGACUUUGUGCGCUCGAUCACGCCCAAUGAGAAACAGCCGGAGAACCUUGGUCUGGAUCAGUUUGUGGUGAAACGCUAUGAUGGAAAGAAGAUCUCUCAGGACCGGGAGAAGUUUGCUGAUGAGGACAGUAUCUUCUACACGCUGGGGGAAUGUGGACUCAUCUCAUUCUCGGACUACAUCUUCCUCACCACCGUCCUCUCCACUCCUCAGAGGAACUUUGAAAUCGCCUUCAAGAUGUUUGACUUGAAUGGAGACGGAGAGGUCGACCUCGAGGAGUUUGAGCAAGUUCAGAGCAUCAUUCGUUCUCAGACCAGUAUGGGAAUGAGGCACAGAGAUCGCUCGACCACAGGAAACACUCUGAAAACCGGCGGCUGCAGUUCGGCUCUCACCACCUACUUCUUUGGAGCCGAUCUAAAGGGCAAACUCACCAUCAGCAGUUUCCUGGAGUUUCAGAGGAAAUUACAGCACGACGUGCUUAAACUCGAGUUUGAGAGGAAUGACCCGGUGGACGGCAGGAUCUCGGAGAAGCAGUUUGGAGGAAUGCUGCUGGCCUACAGCGGAGUUCAGUCCCGCAAACUCAAGCUGAUGCAGAAGAACCUCAAACGGAUGUUCAAGGACGCACAGGGUAUUACGUUUGAAGAAGUGGAGAACUUCUUUACCUUCCUGAAGAACGUGAACGACGUCGACACCGCGCUGAGUUUCUAUCAUAUGGCUGGAGCAUCUAUAGAUAAAGCAACUAUGAAGCAGGUGGCACGCACGGUGGCCAAAGUAGAGCUGUCGGAUCAUGUGUGUGAUGUGGUGUUUGCACUCUUCGACUGCGACGGUAACGGGGAGCUGAGUAACAAGGAAUUCAUUUCCAUCAUGAAACAGAGGCUGAUGCGCGGGUUGGAGAAGCCCAAGGACAUGGGUUUCACGCGGCUGGUGCGCGCCAUGUGGAAGUGCGCCCAGGACACCGCCUGGGACUUUGCCAUGCCGAAACAGCAGUAACUCUCAGAGAGCCGUCCUCUGUAUUUACGCUCCGUAUGGACUUUCAUUAAUCAUUAAGGAAUGAACUCAUUAGGAUGGCACAUCUGUCGCACGUGUGCUGCAAUGGCUCAUGCAUCUUCUACUUCCGUGCCAUGUCUUAGACGCCUACCGACAACUUUAUAAAGAAAUCAUGGUUAACUUGUGUUUAUUUGAUGUUGUUAACUAGCUUUGAAGUUGGAUUGUGUAAUUCUGCAUACACUAGUUUGACGAUGGCAUGUGGCGACAAAACAGCAAGAGGUCACCAAAAUAAAACGCAUCUCUGUGUCCUACAGCCAGUGCUAUGAGUUUAAGGGUGUUGGUGAAUGUUUAGAUUUAUGUUAUUCAGCUUUGAUUUAGAAACACUUGCUGCCACUACUUGGGCAAAAAGCUCUCUUGAGAAAACCAAAAUACAACCCAAAUAAUUAAACAAGCCAUUUUCAUUUAAUAUAAUUUACUAAUAAGUGAAUGACUUUAUAAGUGAUGUUGAAAAUUAUAUUAUUAAAACAUUUUUAUGCUACUGAA
This is a messenger RNA of Triplophysa rosa, 2163 nucleotides long. It is a transcript of the gene micu1, whose product is annotated as mitochondrial calcium uptake 1. The record is from RefSeq and is a predicted model, not a curated record. The transcript has 12 exons. Lineage: Eukaryota; Metazoa; Chordata; Actinopteri; Cypriniformes; Nemacheilidae. Bases 163 to 1623 code for a protein of 486 amino acids. Gene Ontology annotation, biological process: mitochondrial calcium ion homeostasis; calcium import into the mitochondrion. Gene Ontology annotation, molecular function: calcium ion binding. Gene Ontology annotation, cellular component: uniplex complex.